Molecule: messenger RNA, 1641 nt
Organism: Molossus molossus (Pallas's mastiff bat)
Lineage: Eukaryota; Metazoa; Chordata; Mammalia; Chiroptera; Molossidae
Gene: COMT
Product: catechol-O-methyltransferase
Exons: 7
Coding region: 68-1069 (333 amino acids)
Biological process (GO): dopamine metabolic process; developmental process; catecholamine catabolic process
Cellular component (GO): dendrite; axon; membrane
Molecular function (GO): magnesium ion binding; catechol O-methyltransferase activity
Source: RefSeq, a predicted model, not a curated record
ACCUGCCGCUGGGGUCCGACCUGGGGCCGGAGGUCUCCGGACAGGACUGGGUGGGGGGGCAGACUUGAUGAGGGAGAGGGAGCUCGGUGCCUGUGGCAAAACCCGACCUGGGGAUAGCGGUCCAGACAGGCAUUGGUGCAUGUGCCCUCGUAAGGCGGCAGGGCCAGCAAGGACUAGAGAGACUGGCCUUGUCUCCCUGACUGCCACUGCUUCUUUGAGGCCUUCUGUGCUCUUUCCCCCGAGGACGGAAAGCCCAUUCGUUGGGAGCUUCUUGGAAAGCAGGGUCCUGUGUGGCUGCCAGGAUUCCGAAGACCUUUCUUUGUUGCUGCUCUUCUUGCGACGCUAUGGCAUGUUUUUUAUCUGCUGGAACGAGUUCAUCUUGCAGCCCAUCUACAACAUGCUCACGGGUGACAGAAAGGAGCGGCGCAUCCUGCGUUAUGUGCUGCAGCAUGCAGUGGCCGGGGACCCACAGAGCGUGAUGGAGACCAUCGAUGCCUACUGCUCACAGAAGGAGUGGGCCAUGAACGUGGGAGACAAGAAAGGCCAGAUCGUGGAUGCAGUGGUGCGGGAACAACAACCCUCGGUGUUGCUGGAGCUGGGUGCUUACUGCGGCUACUCGGCUGUGAGGAUGGCCCGCCUGCUGCCGCCCAGCGCCCGCCUCCUCACCAUCGAGUUCAAUCCCGACUUUGCUGCCAUCACCCAACAGAUGCUGGACUUCGCAGGCCUGCAGGACAGGGUAACAGUUGUCGUCGGGGCAUCCCAGGACGUUAUCCCCCAGCUGAAGAAGAAAUAUGAUGUGGACACGCUGGACAUGAUCUUUCUCGACCACUGGAAGGACCGGUACCUGCCAGACACACUCCUCCUGGAGGAGUGUGGCCUGUUACGAAAGGGUACAGUGUUGCUGGCUGACAACGUCAUCUUCCCAGGAGCACCCGAGUUUCUGGCAUACGUGCGUGGGAGCAGCCGCUUUGAAUGCACACACUUCUCCUCCUACCUGGAAUACUCACAGGUGGUGGAUGGCCUGGAGAAGGCUGUCUACAUGGGCCCGGGCAGCCCAGCACAGCCUUGACUGCCUUCCCAGCUCUGGGUCACUUGCCAAGCCUGGUUAAGAAGGGCAUGAUGGAUAUGCUGCUGCCAACUCCGCUUCUGCACUUCUGGGCUCUGUCCUUAAUGCAGCACACUUGAGGCCUGCAAGGCCAAGGCCAGCUCUCUGCACAAGGCUCCACACACUGACCCACCCCAAGAACAACCUGCUCACUAUGCAAAAUAUCUGGAAAGUGUCUGUAAAUCCCAAAUCAGGGUAGGUGGUGCCCAUGACAGUGUCACUCACCCCACCAGCUUCCAGUAGGGUUUCUUACAUGGACUGGUUCUUGGACACAGGAAACGGGGGGGAAGUUGGGAACAUCUGGAAACUCAGGCUAUGCACUCAGUCUGUCCUCGAGCUUUGCUGUCACCAAGUGGCAGCAAUACCUUGGUGAUGGCACUCUGACCAACAACACAUCAUACCUGUAAUUCCUCUGGGUUCUUUUAUCUCCUUUUAAGAAUGAAAUGCAACUCAAUAAAAUUGGCUGUUAAUGAUUUUAUAUACUAAUAGGAUUAAAAGAUGCUGAAAUAAUGAUUAAAGAUCUAAAUAAGUGUUUA